This is a messenger RNA of Cicer arietinum (chickpea), 2731 nucleotides long. NCBI's taxonomy places the organism in Eukaryota, Viridiplantae, Streptophyta, Magnoliopsida, Fabales, Fabaceae. The record is from RefSeq and is a predicted model, not a curated record.
AAUCAAAUAAGACUUUUUCUUUAGUUUUUUCCAUAUCUGUCCCCAUCUUCUUCAUUCAUAUACACUCACCACUAUAACACUUGUAUAAUAUAAAGUAUUUAUAAAUGUGACACUAUAGUCUUCUUUUUCUAUUUAGCUUUUACUUCACUUUUAUAUCGUUGCUCUCUCUCUCUCUCUCUCUGAGGAGGUAGUUAUUGUCAUAAAUUGUGGAAUGUAACUUUACUCAUAUUUCUUGUGAAAACCAUUCAAUUCAAUGUUGCUGGAACCCCAUUGAAUAACAGUACUAGUCACUAAAAACUUCUUUCUCUUAGAAUACUUUUAUUUUUUCCCAAUUAAUGCUCUUUUAGAUGAAAAAAUUGGGUAGAAAGGGUUGGUAAUUGAAUUCACACUCACACAUAGUUUACCAUAAAAGAAUCAUUUUUUCUCUUUUUCCUUUGAUUUUCUGAAUUGGGUUUGUAGCUAAUCAGGAUCUGUUGCUUCAGUGCUUCACUGUUUUUGUGUUCUAGCUUCUGAAGUUUUCCAUGGAGAUAGAGAACGGUGAGAUGAAGUCCAAGAAGAUGGAAGAGUAUGAAGUGAUAGAACAAAUUGGUAGAGGAGCUUUUGGUUCUGCUUUUCUUGUUCUUCAUAAGUCUGAGAAAAAGAGGUAUGUGUUGAAAAAGAUUCGCUUGGCUAAGCAGACAGAGAAGUUCAAACGUACAGCACACCAAGAGAUGAAUCUGAUUGCAAAACUGAAUAACCCAUAUAUUGUGGAUUACAAAGAUGCUUGGGUGGAGAAGGAGGACCAUGUAUGCAUUAUAACUGGCUAUUGUGAAGGAGGUGACAUGGCUGAGAGCAUUAAGAAAGCUCGUGGAUCGUUUUUUCUUGAGGAGAAGGUCUGCAAAUGGCUAACUCAAUUAUUGAUAGCUGUAGACUACUUGCACUCUAACCGAGUUAUCCACAGGGAUCUCAAGUGUUCCAACAUAUUCCUCACCAAGGACAACAGUAUUCGGCUCGGUGAUUUUGGUCUUGCCAAGCGACUUAAUGGAGAAGACCUCGCUUCCUCGGUCGUUGGAACUCCAAAUUACAUGUGUCCCGAGCUCCUCGCGGACAUACCAUAUGGUUAUAAAUCUGAUAUAUGGUCUCUUGGUUGCUGCAUGUUUGAGAUUGCUGCACAUCAACCAGCAUUUCGUGCUCCGGACAUGGCUGGACUUAUCAAUAAAAUAAACCGAUCCUCCAUUUCUCCACUGCCAAUCGUUUAUUCUUCCACGCUGAAGCAAAUUAUCAAGAGCAUGCUGAGGAAAAAUCCAGAACAUAGGCCAACAGCUGCAGAAUUGUUAAGACAUCCACAUUUACAACCUUAUGUUCUUCGCUGUCAGAAUGCAUCAUCUAAUGUUCUUCCGAUAUAUCCCAUAGUUAAUAACUCUAAGGAUAAGACCAAAAGGUCUCCAAAAUCUAGUUGUUGCAAGAACCAUAAGGACAAAGAAAUGGGAUUCGUAAAUCGUUUGGACCGGAUUCAUCCAAUUGUGGGAAAUGGCGAUGUACAGACAAACAAUCUUCCUAACAAAGGCGAGGUAACAAUCUCAACCAGCACGGAAGACAACCUUGAGACCAAAACGGUUGAUCUUUCCAGUUACAUAGUUGAAUCUUCUACUAGUAUCAGCGGCUCGAAAGAUGGGUCAACAACAUCUGAAUCAACUACUUGCAGUGUGUGCAGGGAGGACUAUAAAAUUAGAACAGCAAGAGAAAUAGCUAACAAUGGGAUCACCUCAAAGAGCAUACAAGAAGAUUCUCUGCAUGAAGAGGAACAAAGAUUCGCUGCAAAACAUUUUCAGAAAUCAGAAGGGGUUGUUGACAUACAUGCAGCCACCACUGAAGUUGAAGAUAUGUUUUCCGGCAAAGCCGAAGCACAAAGGGAAGAUGCCAAAGUUGAGGACCUCAGGAAAUCAACUACUUCUAGUGCAGGCAGUAACAAAAAUAAUUCUAUCAAUUAUGAAAGUUCAUUGCUAACUCUGCAUCUUCUCAGGGUUGAACAUGACACUGAAGAAGGCUCACAUAUGAAUUGCUUGUCAUCAGAGAGUAAUGAUAAUACAAAUACACUUGCAGUUAAGGAUGAUGACAUAGCAAAACAGCACAUUAUUCGCUCCAACCAGAAAGAAGACGAUAAUUCAGUCAGGGUUGAUCUGAAACCAAAUGGAAUUUCAUUGAGUGUAGUUACUGCAACAGAUGGUGAUGGCGACGAAACAAUUGAUAAUGCGUUGGAUAGUCCAUGUCAGCAAAGAGCUGAUGCAUUGGAAUCUCUGCUCGAGUUAUGCGCUCAGUUACUUAAACAAGAUAAACUUGAAGAGCUUGCUGGUGUGUUAAGACCAUUUGGAAAAGAAGCUGUAUCAUCUAGAGAAACAGCAAUAUGGUUGACAAAGAGUCUCAUAUCUGCUCAAAAGUUUAUCCCUGAAAACUAGUUUGUGAGAGAGGUUAUCCUCAUUAAUUUAUAUACAUUUGUUGUAAGAAAUGUGUAUUUCAAAUGGCAUAUAAGUUUGUUUAUUGAGUUUGUUGCUUGGUUGAUGAUUGGAGCUUGCAUGCCACAUAUUGUUUAUUGCUAAAUGUUUAUAUUAAAUUAUUUUUUGUAUUGUUGUCUUUUUCCCCCUGAAUCCUAAACUACUGAGCUAAAUUCCCAAAUCAAUAGGUUGAACUAUAUGUAACAUGUAAAAAUCAUACAUUUGCACAAAUAUAUGAAACAAAUUGCUAUUUCAUUCAA